GACAAUACAAAAUUAAUUUGCAUCUUUUGAAAUUAUUUCAUAUUUGGGCACUACCAGAAUUGGCAAAACAUGUAACCCUUUUUUGCAUGCAGGUCUCAGCAGUCUGCACCCACUUGAUCCAAGCACACCCUCAGAAACUUGAACAGAGCAUCUGUCCUUGCCAAGGCUCGCUUAAAAAAAAGAAAGUCGUUUAGGAAAAAGAAAUUGUAAUUUAUAAUACUUUAUCAUAAAAUUGUGACUUUAUCUCUACUGUUUUUUUGGACAGAAGAAAAAAAGAAUUCAUUAAUCGAAAUUCGAAAGUGUAAUUGAAGAAGCGAACUUAAGAGUUAUGCAUUGACUGAAAUUAACUUAGUGGCGGGGGUAGCAGAAGAAUGGAUCAAACUCAGAGGGUUGCAGCAAUGGCAACGGCAACAGCCUCACGCGCUCACCAGUUCCACCCUGCACGUUCACCCAUUCUCGAUCUCUUCAACCUUUACUUGGGAGUCUGUUCCUUUUUCCUUUCAUCGCUUUUCAUUUCCUUCAGGGUUUUUGCGCUGCACUGAAUAAGCAUCAAAUAUGGAAUAAUUGUUGGUGUGUGUGAUUUUAGGAAUAAAACACAGAAGCGUGUACUUGCUCUUAGAGAUAUCCCUCCGCCAAAUGAGCAGUUCCUUGUGGAUUUUGAGCAGCUACAGAAUCAGUUUCCGGAUCAAGAUCAGUUACGCUCUGUCACCGAAACUAUUAUCAUAUCGCUAGUCAUGCAGUGCAGUAGCCAUGGCCCACGAGCAGAAUUUCUUCUUUUUGCCAUACGAAGCUUGUGCAGUAUUGGCUGCAUUAACUGGGAUACUCUUCUUCCAUCGCUCCUUGCAUCCGUUUCUUCAGCAGAAUUUCCUGUUGGUCAUGGCAGUCAAUCAAUGCCAACUGUUUCGGCUUCGGGAUUAUCACAGUCAGGAAUGCUACCGCCGACGACCUCUAUUGCCAAUUCUAAUAAUUUUCAGUCUUCAAAUCCUGCUUCUCCGAUACCUUCAAUUCAUCCUGUUGGCUCCCCUGCUCAGUCAGCUAUAGAACCAUUGUCUUGUUCAGCUUUAUCUCCAGUCAAAUCAUCUGAUGUUUCCAGCACCGGACCACAAUCUAAACAAGUGGCAUCCAUCAGAAACAACGAUCUUAGCAGCCUUCGCCAGCUAUGUUGCAAGAUUAUUUUAACUGGCCUUGAGUUUAAUUUGAAACCUGCGGUUUAUGCUGAAGUAUUCCACCAUAUGCUAAAUUGGCUGGUAAAUUGGGACCAGAGGCAACAGGGUCUUGACGAGUCUGAUCUACCAAAAUCAUGUGGACCUGACAAAGCCUUAACAGCUUGGCUACACAGUUGUUUGGAUGUGAUCUGGCUUUUAGUCGACGAAGGAAAAUGUCGAGUCCCCUUUUAUGAAUUAUUACGUAGUAGUUUGCAAUUCAUAGAUAAUAUUCCUGAUGAUGAAGCAUUGUUUACACUUAUCUUGGAGAUUCACAGGAGACGUGAUAUGAUGGCUAUGAACAUGCAAAUGUUAGAUCAGCAUCUUCAUUGCCCUACAUUCGGGACUCAACGGAUCCUUAAUCAAGCAACACUCAGUAUUUCAGGAGAAGCAGUAGCACAACCUCGACAGCCAGCGAUCACUUAUUUAAGUGUACUUGGAGAACCAUUGCACGGGGAGGAUAUUGCAAACUCUAUCCAGAAGGGAAGUUUGGACUGGGAGAGAGCUUUACGUUGUCUAAGGCAUGCUUUCCGCACUACACCAUCACCCGAUUGGUGGAGACGUGUGCUGGUAUUAUGUCCUUGCUUUAGGCCUUCUCAAGCACCUACUCCUGGUGCAGUGUUCUCGACAGAAAUGAUCAUUGAGGCAACUAUUGAUAGAAUUGUUGAACUUCUAAGAUUGACAAAUUCAGAGAUAAAUUGCUGGCAGGACUGGCUUGUCUUCUCUGACCUUUUCUACUUUCUUAUGAAAAAUGGGUGCAUUGAUUUUGUUGAUUUUGUGGAGAAAUUGGUGUCACGGCUUACAGAGGGUGAUCAUCCUGUUCUUAAGACAAAUCAUGUGACUUGGCUACUUGCUCAGAUAAUUCGGAUGGAGCUGGUCACGUCUACUUUGAACCCAGAUGCUAAAAAGAUUGACACAACCAGAAAGAUUUUAUCAGUUCAUAGAGAUGAGAGAAAUUCUGAUCCUAAUGGCCCUCAGAGUACUUUGCUUGAAUUUAUAAGCAGCUGUCAAUGCUUACGUAUAUGGUCGUUGAACACCACAACAAGAGAAUAUGUGAAUAAUGAGCAGCUUCAAAAAGGGAAGCAAAUAGAUGAAUGGUGGAAACAAGUAAGCAAAGGGGAUCGGAUGUUGGAUUAUAUGAACAUGGAUGAUCGGUCAAUAGGAAUGUUCUGGGUUUUGUCGUACACAAUGGCACAACCUACGUGUGAAACUGUAAUGAACUGGUUAGCUUCAGCUGGCAUUGGCGAGUUGCCACCACAAACAAUGGGACAAACUGAGAGAUUAGUCGCUACACGAGAAGUGACCCCCCUUCUCUCUCUCUCUCUCUCUCUCCUCUCUCUCUCUCUCUCUCAAACACACACACACACACAUCUGGUUAAGAACAGUGUUAUACCCAGCAUUGCGAUUGUUGAAACGUACACUAGAUUGUUGCUCGUCUCACCUCAUUCAUUAUUUCGCUCACAUUUCAAUCAUUUAGUGCAAAAAAAUUCUUCGUUAUUGAGCAAGUCUGGGGUAACACUUUUGUUGCUUGAGAUAUUGAACUACCGGUUACUUCCACUUUACAGGUACCAUGGAAAAAACAAAGUCUUGAUGUUUGAUGUGACAAAGAUUAUGUCUGCCCUAAGAGGCAAAAGAGGAGAUCAUCGAAUAUUCAGAUUAGCUGAAAACCUAUGCCUGAAUCUUAUCUUCUCAUUGAGAGAUUUCUUCUUUGUUAGAAGGGAAGGAAAGGGUCCAUCUGAAUUUACGGAAACCUUGAACCGAGCAGCUGUUGUAACACUUGCUAUACUUAUUAAAACACGUGGGGUUGCAGAUGCUGAUCACCUGCAUUAUCUACAAAGUAUGUUGGAACAAACAUUGGCAACAAGCCAUCAUACAUGGUCAGAAAAAACACUACGCUUCUUCCCUCCAGCUUUGCGUGAAGCAUUGAGUGGCCGAAUGGAUAAUCGAAGCCAGGAAAUAAAAUCAUGGCAGCAGACAGAAUCCACUGUCCUAAUCCAGUGCACCCAGCUUCUUUCACCGUCAGCUGAUCCUAGUUAUGUUAUGACCUAUAUCAAUCAUAGUUUCCCUCAGCACCGACGAUAUUUGUGUGCAGGUGCAUUGACAUUAAUGCAUGGCCAAGCAGAAAACAUUAACACCGGGAACCUGGGACGCGUGCUGAAGGAAUUUUCUCCUGAAGAGGUGACAGCUAACAUUUACACAAUGGUGGAUGUUCUGCUUCAUCACAUGCAGGUGGAGCUCCAGCAAGGACAUUCCUUACAGGACCUUCUAUCAAAAGCUUGUGCAACCAUUGCCUUCUUUGUCUGGACACACGAGUUACUUCCUUUGGAUAUCUUGCUUUUAGCACUUAUUGAUCGCGAUGAUGACCCACAUGCUUUGCGUGUUGUGAUUAGUCUACUUGAUAGACAAGAGCUUCAGCAAAGAGUGAAACUCUUCUGUAUUACACAUGGCCCCCAUGAACAUUGGCUUUACACAGGAGUAUACAAGCGGGUAGAGGUACAAAAGGCUCUUGGAAAUCACCUCUCAGGGAAGGAUAGGUUCCCUGUGUUCUUUGAUGAUAUUGCAGCACGUUUGCUUCCAGUCAUCCCCUUUAUUAUUUAUAGACUUAUUGAAAAUGAUGCUAUGGAUCCAGCAGACAGAAUACUGUGCAUGUAUUCUACAUUACUUGCUUACCACCCUUUUAGAUUUACGUUUGUUCGUGAUAUACUUGCAUACUUCUAUGGUCAUCUUCCUCCAAAGCUUAUUGUCCGUAUACUCAAUGUACUUGAUAUCAGCAAGAUUCCCUUCUCAGAGUCAUUCCCGCAGCAACUAACUUCACCAAAUCCUGCUGUGUGUCCUCCUCUGGAUUAUUUUGCAACUCUCUUAUUGGGGUUAGUGAAUAAUGUUAUCCCACCAUUGCAUAACAAUUCAAAAUCUGGAUCAAUGGUAGAUGCAACAAAACACAACAAGCCUCCAGCUAUGUCUCAGUCUGGAACAGCAAAUUCUUCUGAGGGCCAGAAGGCAUUCCACCAAAUUCAGGAUCCUGGCACAUAUACUCAGCUAGUUCUCGAGACAGCUGUCCUUGAAAUACUUUCCCUUCCUGUAUCUGCCUCUCAGAUAGUGCAAUCUCUUGUUCAGAUUAUUGUUAAUAUACAACCAACACUGAUACAGUCCAACGGUGGUCUCCAGAGUGGUUCAACAGGGCAAGGUUCAGUUUUACCAACAUCGCCUUCAGGGGGAAGCUCAGAUUCUCUUGGGGCAAGCAGAUCAACUCCUUCAAAUCCUGGAAUAAAUACAUCUAAUUUUGCUUCACGAAGCGGUUAUACAUGCCAACAACUGUCUUGCUUGUUAAUCCAAGCUUGUGGCCUCCUACUGGCUCAGCUUCCUUCCGAUUUUCACUUUCAGCUUUACUUGGAGACGACACGAGUUAUAAAAGAAAACUGGUGGCUUACAGAUUGGAAAAGGUCACUUGGUGAAAUAGACUCUGCUGUUGGCUAUGCUUUGUUAGAUCCAACUUGGGCUGCACAGGACAAUACCUCAACAGCUAUUGGGAAUAUUGUUGCCUUGCUUCAUUCUUUCUUCAGUAACCUCCCUCAGGAAUGGUUAGAAGGGGCGCAUGUUAUCAUCAAGCAACUUCAGCCCAUAAAAUCAGUUGCAAUGUUGAGGAUAGCAUUUCGUAUCAUUGGUCCACUCCUUCCAAAACUUGCCAAUGCUCAUUCACUGUUCAUCAAGACUCUGUCAUUACUCUUAAGCAUACUUGUGGAUGUAUUUGGAAAAAACUCCCAACCACCAGCUGCCGUUGAAGCAUCGGAAGUAGCUGAUCUCAUUGACUUCCUCCAUCACGCCGUCCAUUAUGAAGGUCAGGGAGGACCAGUGCAAGCUAGCAGCAAACCUAGACCAGAUGUUUUGGCUCUUAUUGGAAGGGCGUCAGAGAAUCUUCGUCCGGACAUUCAGCAUCUGCUUUCACACCUAAAACCUGAUGUGAAUUCUUCUGUAUACGCUGCAUCUCAUCCAAAGUUGGUACAGAAUCCGACUUAGGCGGUAGAGUAUACCCUCAGCAAGUCGGGGUAGUCUCGCUAACAUUUUUGUACAUGGGGCCUGUUUAGUGUUAAGAAGUGGGAAUGCCUCCAGGACUGAACAUGUUUCUUUAAAAGCAUGUUGUGAAGUACAAUCCGGUGACAAACUGACGACAGAAUCUAGAUAUUGUAAUUAAGAACCCAACUUAGAUUUUACACUUGUAUUUCUUCCAGAGUGUCAAUGUAUAUAUAUGUUGCAAUGUUUUCUGUGAAACUUAGGUACUAGGUAAUGCCAUAUCAAUUUUCUUCAGGAGUUACUGUGCAUGUACGCCUGUUCAUCAUCAAUCCAUAUAUUAAGCUAAGAGGAUGCUUUUGGUGCAGUUGCCCCUUUUCAUGGAUAAAUGAUUUGUAAUUUUCCAUUGAUGGCGUGGAUAGGAGGAUUGUACACGUAAGCGAAGCCAGGAAUCUUUAUUUGGCCCCAAAAAUAAAAUAUUGAACAAGUGAUUUAACGCC
This is a messenger RNA of Arachis duranensis, 5707 nucleotides long. RefSeq names its product mediator of RNA polymerase II transcription subunit 23. Gene Ontology annotation, biological process: positive regulation of gene expression; regulation of transcription by RNA polymerase II. The transcript is spliced from 20 exons. The record is from RefSeq and is a predicted model, not a curated record. Gene Ontology annotation, cellular component: mediator complex; transcription regulator complex. Lineage: Eukaryota; Viridiplantae; Streptophyta; Magnoliopsida; Fabales; Fabaceae.